Molecule: messenger RNA, 501 nt
Organism: Alternaria rosae
Lineage: Eukaryota; Fungi; Ascomycota; Dothideomycetes; Pleosporales; Pleosporaceae
Exons: 4
Coding region: 1-501 (166 amino acids)
Source: RefSeq, a predicted model, not a curated record
AUGUAUUUUGCUCGGCACGAUUAUAAUAAGGACGCGCCCUUAUCAUCGGACUCUUCGUCAUUAGACAACAAUGGGGAAGACCAUGGUAAGGAGUACCCUAUCGAUCUACAUGUCGCGAUGGUUAGGGCUCUUAUGGAUAUCAAACGGAAAGACAUAGGACGCAGAAUGCAACAGCAUAAGUGCACUAGGAUCUGUCAGUUGCUUAUUCCGAGUGGAAGGCUCUGUAUUGUGGAUCCGAGAGAAAGGUGCUGCUUCCAGCUUGCUGGCGAGGUCAUAGAGGUAGAUCGUAGGAGUGUUAAAGUGAGGGUCAAGAGAGAGAAGACUCCUAAUGCGGACGGCUGGGAGAAGGAGUUCACCGUGGAGUUGUCGGAAUAUGUUCAGGAACCUGCUGUCGGCGCGUCGUGUGUGUUCAAGGGUCAUCUCGAACAAUUUACUCCAGUAUUCAAGGCUAUAAAAUUCAUCGCGGAGAUAUGUAAGAAGGUUGAAGAGUCAUCAUCUUAG